AUGAUGGCGCGUGCCAACCCCUCGACUGCUGCCGACAUGGCCAAGGUUGAGGACCCGCAACAGCAGUGCAAGCCCUACGGUCUUCCCAACAGCCAGGACCUCGCCAAGACGUACCCCAAGGCUGGCCAAAUCGCCGACAUUGUUACCGGUGAUGACACCGCUGGUAAGGUGUACAAGGAGAUCCUUGACUCUGGUCUCCUCCCCAAGAACCUCCAGCCGAAGAAGGGUACCUCGGACAACAUGGGAAUCGACCAGGGUGCCUCGGACUCGUACAACACCCAGCAGGACACUGACUGCUGGUGGACUGCUACUGGUUGCACCCAGCCCAAGAACAAGAAGUACGUUGACGACAUUGUCAGCUGCCCUGAGCCGAACACUUGGGGUUUGACCUUUGACGACGGUCCCAACUGCUCGCACAAUGCCUUCUACGACUACCUGAAGCAGCAGAAGCUCAAGGCUACUCUGUUCUACAUUGGUACCAACGUCGUUGACUGGCCCCUGCAGGCUCAGCGUGGUCUUAGCGAUGGUCACGAUGUCUGUGUGCAUACUUGGUCGCACCACUACAUGACCACGCUCACCACUACCCAGGUGUUUGCUGAGCUGUACUACACUAUGCGCAUCAUCAAGGAUGUCAUUGGCGUUACUCCGCGCUGCUGGCGCCCUCCUUUCGGUGAUGUCGAUGACCGUGUCCGUGCUGUUGCCCAGGGUCUUGGUCUGCGCACCAUUAUCUGGGACAACGACACGGAUGACUGGAACAUCAGCCCUGACGGCCAGGCGAGCACCCAGCAGAUCGACUCGAACUACCAGAACAUCAUUAAGCAGGGCAAGAACGGCACGACCAAUGACCAUGGUGUGGUUGUGCUCACGCACGAGCUUACGAACAACACGAUGGGCGAGUUCAUCAAGAUGUUCCCCAAGAUUAAGUCUGCGUACAAGAACAUCGUGCCGCUUUCGGCCUGCUUCAACGCGACGAACCCUUACGUGGAGAACCAGCCGACGUACAACAACUUUGCCGACUUCACCAGUGGCAAGAUUGACGCCAAGAAUCUCCCUGACCCUAGCAACAUGAAGGUCAACGUGAACUCGAGCAUUACGAUCACGCCCGAGAAGAACCAGACCAAGGCUGGCGGUUUCUCGGCUGCGUCGGUGAAGCAGGCUGCCAACGGUGGCUCGUCGAGCAACAGCAACUCGGGUAGCUCGAACAGCUCGAGCAGCGGUGGUAGCGGUGGCAGCAGUGGCAGCAGCGACUCCUCGGACGACAGCCAGAACAAGGCCCAGAGCGGUAACGGUGCUGCCUCGGUCCGGGUCCCCAUCCUCGCCACUCUUAUGGCUACUGGUCUCAUUGCCGUUACUCUGUCGGCCUAA
Molecule: messenger RNA, 1365 nt
Organism: Malassezia japonica
Lineage: Eukaryota; Fungi; Basidiomycota; Malasseziomycetes; Malasseziales; Malasseziaceae
Exons: 1
Coding region: 1-1365 (454 amino acids)
Biological process (GO): carbohydrate metabolic process
Cellular component (GO): membrane
Molecular function (GO): chitin deacetylase activity
Source: RefSeq, a predicted model, not a curated record